Messenger RNA from Adineta steineri, 1472 nucleotides. NCBI's taxonomy places the organism in Eukaryota, Metazoa, Rotifera, Eurotatoria, Adinetida, Adinetidae. The record is from the annotation of a GenBank genome assembly.
GUAGAAGUGGACAAAGCUGUUUCCCACAUACACAUAUGCAACCGAUGUCACGAACAGUUUGAAACAGCUUUAGAACUCCAAAAUCAUCGAGUAAGUAGUAUAUUGUGAUUGUUGUUGUGUACAGUUUGACAGGAAAACAUCGAUCAUUGUGGGAAGCGAUCUUCUAUGAACAUUUUUCUAGUGUAGACGUGGCGCAAUAUCUUCUACAAUGCCGAAAUCAUCAGAUGGCGUAUCAGGUAAACUUGAAGUAGCUUUGGAAAAAGUGAAGUGAAAACAAUUCUGCAAAUCUUAUCAAUUUUUUAACGCUAUAUAAUUGCUGUAUAUUAUUGCGUUGACAUUUUCAUUGUCUUAUUGUAGGUAUUAAAAUCUUUAGUGGCUCUAUUCAUGUAUGUACAGGUGAUAUCACACAGCAAGGGAUGGAUGCCAUUGUUGUCAUUUCAACAGCUGCUCGUUUAAGAGACUCUGUUCUUGAGCAAGCAGGAGAUAAAAUUAAGAAGCUCUAUACAGAACAAGCGCAAACUCAACCAGAUACAUCUUUUAGUACAAGCAAUGGACGUUUACCGUGCAAAAAGAUAUUCUUUAUUCCGGCACCAAAAUUAUCUAAAAAUGCUGAUAAGUGGGUAUUUCGAACUAUUGUUUCUGAAGCUAUACAAUUGAUAGUAAAUGAAAAGACAAUCAUUAUUCGAUCAAUCGUAUUUCCAGCUGUUGGUUGUGGUCUAAAUGGUUGCGAUGCGACAUUCGUCGCGGAAACAUUAAUGAGAGCUGUUAGUUAUGAACUAGAACAACGACCAAACUUACCUCUCUCUGUUUAUUUUGUAAUUCAAUCAAAAGAGACUAUCGUUUUCAACAAGUUUGAAGAACAAUUAAAGCUGAUAAAAUCUCCUCCAAGAUCAUCUACACGUCUCCCAGUUGUACCUCGAAAACCUCCACGAAAGGAUACUGGGCCUGCUUUUGAACGAAGAAUACUAGAGCCGUCUAGCAACAUAUUUAAAGAAGUUCUUCAAAUAUUUCAAUCGAGUAUGUCUAAUCAAUCUUAUAAAGAAGUUAUAAGUAUUGAAAACAUUCGAAAUAAACGUUGGUAUAGACAAUAUUUGGCAGAACGAGAUGAUUUCAAUGAUCGACUUAAACGAAAUACGGAAAAACGUUUAUUUCACGGAUGCUCAGAGAAAGCAGCUGAUAGUAUUAUGAAAGAGUUUUUCAAUCGAGGCUUUGCCGGUGCUAACGGAACUGCUUAUGGUCAAGGAUGCUAUUUUUCAUCGAAUGCAAGUUAUAGCCAUAAAUAUGCGACACCGAAUAACAAAGGCGAACGACGAAUGUUUUUAGCACGAGUAUUGGUUGGAAAGACAACGAAAGGUAAUUCGUCUAUGAAAAUUUGUCCGCUUGGGUUCGAUUCAACUACAGAUGGUUCCCAUAUAUUUGUCAUUUAUCGUGAUAGUCAAGCAUUUGGAGAAUAUCUAAUCACUUAUAGAUGA